Molecule: messenger RNA, 2723 nt
Organism: Drosophila rhopaloa
Lineage: Eukaryota; Metazoa; Arthropoda; Insecta; Diptera; Drosophilidae
Gene: Tango10
Product: BTB/POZ domain-containing protein 17
Exons: 4
Coding region: 167-1852 (561 amino acids)
Molecular function (GO): protein binding
Source: RefSeq, a predicted model, not a curated record
AAUCGAUUUGGCUACCAGCUCUAGCUCAAUUUUGUAAAAAAACAAACUGUGAGACUUUUUGCCAUGACUUUAGCUCGUGCAAGCGGAGUCGUCCUGUAGAGUGUCCUUCAGCCCAGAGCCAGUCCCGAACCGGGCUCCAGUCGAUACCCGAUAUCCCCGAUUCCCGAUGAACGCUAACGGCAACGGUGGAGCAGGUGCAGGAGGGGCAGGUGGAGGAGGUCCGGGAGCAGGUCCUGGCGGCGGAGCAGCUGCUGCGGAUCAGGCGGGCGAAGCAGCCGGAGGAGCAGCAGGUGGCGGCGCUGGCGAUGGCCCUGCGAGUCCUCCCGAAAAUCCCAAUGGAAUCAGCGCCAGCACAUCGGAUAACCCGGCGAAUGGAGACAACUCCAACGAGGAUCAGGAGGCCAAGCGGCGGAAAUGUCGCGAAUCAGAGGAAGCCCAGGAUGGAGCCAGCACGAUGAUCGAUGCGAAUAGUGUGCUCAAUAAAAUCGCGAACCUCUACGCCGAACAGCUGAUGUCGGACAUAGUGCUCCUGGUGGACGGCAAGGAGUAUCCCGCCCACCGCGUUAUCCUGUGCGCCAGCAGCGACGUCUUUCAGGUGAUGCUCAUGAAUCCGGAGUGGAACGAAUGCAGCAAGCAUGUGAUCGAACUGCACGAGGAGGCCUGCUGCUCGGCGGUGUUCCCGCAGUUCAUCAAGUACCUGUAUGUGGGCCACAUCGAGGUCACGCUGCAGACGGUGAUGCCGAUGCUGGCGCUGAGCGACAAGUACAAUGUACGCGACUUAAUCGAUCUCUGCGUGGGCUACAUGAACAAGCACGUGGCCAAGGCGGCUACCAGCGGUUAUCUGGUCUCCUGGCUGCAAUACACGCUCUCCUUCUCGCCCACCCACAACGAUCUCACGGAGACGCUGAAGCGGUUUCUCAAAUGGAACCUCGAAAUGGUCGCCGAGUCGCGUGAUUUUGUGGAAAUGGAUCCGGCCAUAAUGCAACUGCUGCUGCAGCAGAACGAUCUGGUUGUCACCAGCGAGUACAAACUGUUCGCCAUUCUGCAGACGUGGCUGCUGCAUCGUCGCGAGCAGAUGGAGGCUACCGCUGGCGGCAGCUUCAUGGAGCUGAUCGAGCAGACAGUUUCCCACAUCCGCUUCGGCAUGAUGACGCCGCGCCAGCUGUCACACUUACUAAUGGACCCGCUGAUCGAGUACCAUAAGGAGUUCCUCGUCGAACGCAUUGCCAUCGGGAUGAGCUAUCAGUCGGGGCAGGAGGAUCGAGUACGAGAGGUGCGAGCCACCGAAUCGGGUGAGCUGCAGUUUACGCCGCGUCUCUACUGGAACGACACCUGGAGCGUCGACAUCGAUGUGCACAACUUUGACGCGAUAGAGGACUACAAGAACUAUGUGACCUGCUUCUUUUCGCAGCGCCACAUCGCCGAGACUGAGGAGGACGAUCCCUGCAUGACCUGGGAGAUAGAGUUUUUUCCUCGUGGCGUUAAGUACAACAAGGCCAAAAUGGUCUGGGGCGAGGACGUGCCAGGCUGCUCCUUGAACACAGUGCGCUUACGGGUUACCUGCAAGCAUCAAAACAUAGGCGAGGAGCGCUUUAAGAUCGCCGUGCUGAUCGUGGGUGUGCAGAACCAGAUUAUGCACAUCCGCACGGUUGUGGAGCGCACGGAGUACUUCUCGGAUACGUCGCGCGUGAUCAACCUGGACAACUUGCUGCCCUACGAGGAGCUGGAGCACACAUCGCCCUACUUGAGUCCCCACCUGACGGGCACGGCAAGGAACACACUAACUCUGCACGUGGUCAUCACGCCGAUGGGCUCCCACACCUGCCGGGAUACGCCGCCGUUUCAGUUCUAAGCACGGUGACCCGGCUUGUGGACACCCUGACUAUCGCACUCCGUACUUCCCGGCGCAUCUACAAGCACUUCACGCAUCCGCAGCCACCACUGUAUUUCACUCUUCCAUUCAAACUUUUGUGUGUAUGUAUAAAUCCAGAGCGACUGCGAUUCCCCUUGGGCUCUAUCCUUGCGAUCCUCACUGGCGGAAUGCUCCAUCCUGCUCGAUUACAUCCCGCAAUAUGUUUUGUUAUAAGUUUUUGUUUUAUAUUUUUCCUAUAAGUUAAGCACGCCGAAAGGAGUGAGUUCUUAGGCAGGGCCAUAGCCGCUGAGUGUGGAUCGCGGAUCGUUGAGCUUGGCCGCAGUGGACAUUAGGCCCAAUCGUGUGAGGAUCGUACUGUAUCAGCUGUACCGUUUUGCAGCUUAAACGCCAACUAUAGUGAACUUAGACUAUGGAAAGGAGAUUUUCUAAUAAACGUUGAUAUGUAAAAGACAAAACCAAAACCCCUUCCGACAUGGUUCAGAAAGAGAGGGCCGCGUUAGGCUAUUGCUAUCCCGUCUAUUUGCCAAUGUAUAAAGCAUCAGUUUUAAUGUUUUACAGCCGAUAGAUAUGUGAAUCCGCUUGUGUGUGCCCACUAAGAUUUUUGGAUCCCUUUACGAGUGUGUUUAUGGCAUGGGAUCAACCUGUCGCGUCUCGGGGGCCUAUCAUAAUGGGCUUUGCAGGGAGUGACUUGGCCAUAAUAUGCGCCUACAGUGCGGCUCUUCAAGUGCAGAUGUCGUGGAAAAUCGCCAGACAAAACGAAUAUAAAUCGGUCCAGGCUUCAGUCAUCAAUCGAAUUGAUUAAAUCUUGGCGUUAAUGUAGUUGUUAAAUAAAAUGUCUCUUCAAAAAUCA